AUGAUCGGGAUUGAUAAAUACAAGCUCAGAGAGGUUGUCAAAGCUGAUACCGCAACAUUUUCAAUUUUCUUGCCUGGUGGCGCGGCCGAUGAAAAGUCUUCAGAGAAGCUAUUUACGUCUCUCAACAGAAUUUUCCAAGACGCAGUACAAUUGCAAGCCUCAUUCAUGACGUCCAGGGCAAUCUUCCUCCUCAAGUGGCCCGAAGUCUGCCGCUCGACUGGGAUCAUUUCAUUUGAUCCGGAGAGAAUGGAUGCCGAAAUAUGGGAGAAAGAGCCUCUCGACAAAAGCAGCAUUGUUAAGCUGACAGUCUCCCCUUGUCUGAUAAAAGCUGGCACUGCGGAUGGCGAAGACUACGACCAGAGACUUUUGCUUACUCGGGCACGGGUGGUUUGUAACUGA
This is a messenger RNA of Colletotrichum truncatum, 399 nucleotides long. RefSeq lists its product as uncharacterized. NCBI's taxonomy places the organism in Eukaryota, Fungi, Ascomycota, Sordariomycetes, Glomerellales, Glomerellaceae. The record is from RefSeq and is a predicted model, not a curated record.